This is a messenger RNA of Boleophthalmus pectinirostris (great blue-spotted mudskipper), 3429 nucleotides long. It is a transcript of the gene trpa1b, whose product is annotated as transient receptor potential cation channel, subfamily A, member 1b. Lineage: Eukaryota; Metazoa; Chordata; Actinopteri; Gobiiformes; Gobiidae. Bases 76 to 3429 code for a protein of 1117 amino acids. Gene Ontology annotation, cellular component: membrane. The record is from RefSeq and is a predicted model, not a curated record. Gene Ontology annotation, molecular function: monoatomic ion channel activity; protein binding. Gene Ontology annotation, biological process: transmembrane transport; monoatomic ion transport. The transcript has 28 exons.
CGAGAGGAGCACUUCCUGGUUUUUCUGCUCCACGCCAGCAUCAGUCACACCGGAAGUACAGCUGACUGUGGAGGGAUGAACUUUGGCAGAGAGGUGGCCCGACAGAACAGCACUUACACCUACGUGAUAGAAGAUGAUGCACCAACCCUGGCAAGUCUAAAUAUAAUUGAGUUGGCUGAGAAGGGUGACCUGGCCAUCCUUGAGAGCCAGGUGAGAAAGAGCCCUGAGGUCCUCCGAGAGAAAGAUGAGCUUGGAGCUGGUCCCCUUCAUCAUGCUGCUGCAGGGGGCCACGUCACCCUCAUCCAGUGCAUCAUGUCUGUGGAUUCUGAGCAGCUGAACAGCACUGAUGAGCAGGGGAAUGUGCCACUCCACUGGGCUGUGGAAAAGAACCAGGCCGAGAGCUGCAGGGUCCUUAUGGACCUCGGGGCUGACCCCAACAUUCUCAAUAAAGCCCUGCUGGCUCCUCUGCAUGUGGCUGUGAGCAAGGGACACAACACCCUCAUCGAGUUGUUUAUGUCAUACAGUGCAACAGACUGCAACCUUCAGGGAGACCUGGGAAACACUCCUCUGAUACUGGCCAGCUCCCUCAACAAUGCUGAAGCCCUAAGCAUCCUGAUAAAGAAUGGAGCCAGGCUGUGCCAACAGAACCGUCUGGGUCACUUCCCGGUGCAUGCAGCUGCCUUCGCUGGUUCAAAAAAGGCCAUGGAAGUCAUCAUCAAAGCAGGUGAAGAGAUUGGUUAUGGGCCUCUCAAGCAAAUUAACUACCUAGACAAAAGUAAUAGUAGCCCCCUCCAUCUUGCUGUCCGUGGGGGUAACCUGGAAACCAUUCAGCUGUGCAUUGCCACUGGUGCUAAAGUGGACCAGCAGCAGCACGACCGGUCCACGCCGCUCCAUCUGGCCUGUACCCAGGGCGCCAUUGAAGUCGUCAAACUGAUGUUGUCUUCGGUUGAUCAAGUGGCAGACAUCAUCAACCUGACAGACGGAGCAUGUCAGACACCCCUGCACAGAGCGACAAUAUUUGACCACACAGAGCUGGCUGAAUAUCUCAUUUCAUUGGGUGCAGACCUCAACAGUGUGGACUGUAAGGGGAAUACUCCUUUACUUUUGGCCACAAGCUGUGGAUCAUGGAGCACUGUAGCUCUGCUUCUAUCAAAAGGGGCCUGUGUCAGUGUGAUGGACAGACGUGGAUGCAAUUUCCUCCAUUUGGCCAUUCUGCAGCCAAAAGGUUUGAAGAAUCUGCCAGAGGAAGUCCUACAGCUGUGCAGUGUAAAGUCAUUGCUGAAUUGCGAGGACAAUGAAGGCUGCACACCUCUGCACUAUGCCUGCAGACUGGGCAUCCACGACUCGGUCAAAAACAUGCUGGGUCUGUCCGGACAGAGGGGCCUGGAGUACAAGUCCAAAGACAAGAAGUCAGCCUUACACUUUGCUGCUCAGUACGGUCGUCUGAACACGUGUCAGCGUAUCCUGGAGAACAUUAAGGACUCUCGUCUGCUAAAUGAGGGGGACGAGCGCGGACACACUCCUUUGCACCUGGCCUCUGCCGGAGGACACACCAAAGUGGUGCAGCUGCUGCUGCGCAAGGGGGCGCUCUUCCAUUGUGAUUAUAAGGGCUGGAGCUGUCUGCACCACGCUGCCUCUGAAGGAUAUACUCAGACUAUGGAUAUUCUGAUCUCAGCAAAUAUAAAACUUCUGGAUAAAACUGAUGAAGAUGGGAACACAGCACUGCACAUAGCUGCCAGAGAAGGUCACGUGGCCGCAACCAAACUGUUGCUGGCCCGCGGUGCUGAGAUCCUUCUGAACAAGAACGAAACAUCUUUCAUGCAUGAGGCCGUGCAGAAUCUGAGGAAAGAUGUGGUCAAUGCAGUGAUCGACAGUAACAGAUGUGCAGAGGCACUGACCAUGUUUAUCCCAGGUGGGACACAACAAUGCCCCGUUCUGGACAUGAUUGAAUACCUCCCUGAGUGCUGUAAGCACCUGCUGGACAGCUGUGUGAAGGAGUCCGACCAUGAUCCCAACAGUCCAGAAUUCCAUAUUAAAUAUGAUUUCAGAUGGCUCCAAGUGCCCAUAGAAGCAAGGGCAGAAGUAUUAAUGCCAUAUAUUGGACCUCUAGCCUCACUUAAUUCAAUGGUCAAACACAAUCGCAUUGAACUCCUUAACCAUCCCGUGUGUAAGAAGUACCUGGCAAUGAAGUGGGUGGCCUACGGGAGCAUUGCCCAUGUCCUCAAUAUGUUCUUCUACCUAUUAGGCCUACUGCCCCUCACCCACCUCAUAGUGUCUUUGAGGCCCACAUAUAACAUCACAGAGACAGGAGAGCGUGUUAUUACAAUGGGGCCUAUUAACUUCUAUGAGCAAAGUGUAUUCCUGUCCAUCUGCAUGGCGAUGGUGGUCGUCAUGAACAUCUACUCCAUCUGUAAAGAGGUUGUGCAGAUCUCUCAGCAGCGCUUGAGCUACUUCAAGGAUACUUCCAAUCAGAUCGACUGGUUUUCUGCUGUGUGUUCUCUGGGGUUUGUGAUCCCCCUGAUGCUAAACGCACAGGGAUCCUUCCACUGGCAGGUCGGGGCAGUAGGUUUACUGAGCUCCUGGGUUGGAUUCCUACUAUAUCUACAGAGGUUCGAAGAUAUUGGUAUUUAUGUGGUAAUGUUUGGAGAGAUCAUGAAGACUCUGGUCCGCAUUGUAAUGGUCUUCUUGUACUUGGUGUUGGCUUAUGGAUUGGCGUUUCAUGCUCUGAUGCUCAACCAGAAAGAAUUUGAUAGUGUCCCACUCGCUAUUGUUCAAACUUUUGUGAUGAUGGUUGGAGAACUGAACUACCAAAACAACUUCUUGGAUUCUUACCUGAAAGAUGAAUUGCCUUUUGGUAUCCUGACAUAUUUCAUUUUCAUCAGCUUUGUUAUGUUAAUGCCAAUUCUGCUAGUCAACCUAAUGAUCGGUCUGGCUGUUGGAGAUAUUGCAGAGGUUCAGAGGAACGCAGCACUCAAAAGAAUAGCUAUGCAGAUUGACUUGCAUACCUCUCUGGAAGAUAAGUUGCCCUAUUGGUUUGUGAAGCGAGUUGACAAACCUUCCACCACUAUUUACCCCAACCGCAAGUGCCCUAAGGCUUUCUGGAAGGCAAUUUUAUGGGGUGAAGAUGAUAAAGUAGUGUGGAGUCGAAUGCAGGUCAAAUCGCAGUCUUGCACACUGAUUGAGAAUGAGCUCAAAAAGCAGAAGUACAGAAUGAAGGAAAUGACUAGCCAUCUUGAGAAGCAGCACAACCUCUUGAAGCUCAUAAUUCAGAAAAUGGAGAUCAGUUCUGAAGCUGAAGAGUACGAUGGCCCCAUGCAUCUCAAAGACAGCAGUCUGUGGCCAGCCCUGAGCCAGUGCAAACCCAAGACCCAGACUGAGUCUCGCUGGGUGUCCCUCCUGAAAGCUAUAGAGGCCAGGAAAAACAACUAA